Messenger RNA from Lethenteron reissneri (Far Eastern brook lamprey), 7805 nucleotides. Its product is annotated as P2X purinoceptor 5-like. Gene Ontology annotation, molecular function: purinergic nucleotide receptor activity; extracellularly ATP-gated monoatomic cation channel activity. NCBI's taxonomy places the organism in Eukaryota, Metazoa, Chordata, Hyperoartia, Petromyzontiformes, Petromyzontidae. Gene Ontology annotation, biological process: calcium ion transmembrane transport; response to ATP. The record is from RefSeq and is a predicted model, not a curated record. Gene Ontology annotation, cellular component: cell junction; plasma membrane.
CGGCACGUGUCGGACGAGCUUCUGGACGCGGCGGCGAUUUCAGCUCCAUCGCUACCUCGUGAUUCACCACGCGUCCCGCCACCGCGGGGCAUCAGACGCGCCGGGAGACACAACACGGAGCGGCGUUGGUGGCAGUAGCAGUGGCAGCAGCAGCAGGGUGACAGCAGCAGCAGCAGGGUGACAGCAGCAGCAGUGGCAGCAGCAGCAGCAGCGGCGGCAGCAGCAGCGGUGGUGGUGGUGAGAGGCGUCAGAGCAGCCAUCGAUCCCCUCCGGCAGCUGCGGCACGAGUCGCUGCCUCGGGCUCGCGAGGAGCGGACGGAGCCGAAGGAGCGAAUUUGUGGAGCUGACGAGGGACCUGCGGUGACGUCCUCGAGUCCAGCAGAGACCUCGAGACUCGACAACAACAACAACAUCAUCAACAACAACAUCAACAACAACAUCAUCAACAACAUCGCACACGGGGUCACGAAAAAUCGUGAGAAACGUCUUGAAGAAUAAGCAAAGGCGUUGGAGACCGGUAAGACGCCUUUAUGACUAUCGGUGACCUUGAGAAUAAGGGAAUGUUUUUUUUUAGUAAUAAGAUUGAAGGCCGUUAAAUCUGAGGGGAGAUCUUGAGAGCAGGCAGAAGGAGGCACCUGGAAGAGCAGCAGCAGAGAGUUCGAAGGAAGGAAGGACAACAUCCGAGUGUCGCUGUCGCCGUUUCAAAAUCUGUGGCCCUUUCGAGACCCCGAGACGGGGACUUGGUUGUUGUUGUUGGAGUCACCCGCCGAUGUUUCGGUCCACGGAGGUUUUGGUGAAAUCCGGACGGGGGAGUGUCCGUCUCAACGCGUCUGUGACAGGCGCAAGCAGCUGAUGGCCAAGGAGGUCCCAGCGACUUGGGGAAGUGUUGGGGACCGAGAAGACCCAGAGGAUGUGGUGAGAGAGAGGAAGUGUGAGCUGUGAAGGGCGCUACCGAGGCCCGGAGACUGGGCAGGUUCCACGGACCAAGAGGCAUCGAGGAGCAGGAAGGGCCGAGAGGGUGCAGGGGACUUCACGGAGCGCCUUGGGAAGCGCCGGAGUUGUAAUCCCCGUACCUGGCUACGUACGGCGCGAACGAAGUUCAACGCACACGCGCACACAGCCCCCGUGGUGUUGCGAGCACCCAUCCACGCACGUCCGGGGAGGUGAAGGAGACUUGCGGGGGAGGCGAUCAGGCACCUGGGAAAGCCUUGAGGGAAGGGCGAGGAAGGCCGGAAAGGAACCCCCGGAGACGAGCAGGUUGGGGGCGCGCAGACGUUCCAGCGGAUCGCGUCAUCGGGAGAGUGGGUGGAUAGCGAAGGCCAGAGGUCAGGAGGGGCCGGGUGAGUAGGAAGAAGGGCCCCGGGAAGGCCCAGGGAGGCCUGGCGGUGGUGGAGCGGCAUGGGGGAGUCGCUGGACGUGAAGGCCCUCUGCCUGGCCUUCUUCGACUACAAGACGGAGAAGUUCGUGAUCGCGCGCAACAAGAAAGUCGGAGUCCUGUACCGCCUCCUGCAGCUCGGAGUCAUUGGCUACCUGCUCGGGUACGCGUGCAGGUGGGUGUUCGUGGUGAAGCGCGGCUACCAGGAGUGGGACUCGGCCCUCGAGAGUUCCGUCAUCACCAAGCUCAAGGGCGUCACGCUCGUCAACGCCUCCGAGGGGGGCACGCGCGUCUGGGACGUGGCCGACUACGUCAUCCCCCCGCAGGGAGAGAAUGUGUUCUUCGUGGUCACGAACCUCAUCGUGACUCCACUGCAAAGACAAAGCAAGUGCCCCGAGCACCCCAAGAUCCCCGGGGCGCUGUGCACCGAGGACAAGGAAUGCCCCGCUGGGGAGCCAUUCUCCACGGGCAACGGUCGCUCACCUGUACACACACCUGUACACACACCUGUACACACACACACCUGUACACACACCUGUACACACACACCUGUACACACACACCUGUACACACACACACCUGUACACACACACACCUGUACACACACACACCUGUACACACACACCUGUCUACACACCUUCUUCACACUCACACCUGUUCACGCUCACACCUGUUCACGUUCACACCUGUCCACGCUCACACCUGUUCACACUCACACCUGUUCACACUCACACCUGUCCACACUCACACCUGUUCACGCUCACACCUGUCCACACACCUGUUCACACUCACACCUGUUCACGCUCACACCUGUUCACACAGACAGCCGCUCACCUGUCCUCCUCUGCCUGCCAGGUAUCAGGACCGGUCGCUGUGUUCCUCACAGCCCGGGCAUUCGCACCUGUGAGAUCUCAGCCUGGUGCCCUGUGGAGAAUGCCACGGCCCCACGGAGGCCGGUGCUCGCCGGGGCUGAGAACUUCACAGUCUUCAUCAAGAACACAAUCCGGUUCCCCAAGUUUGACUUCAGCAAGCGUAACGUGCUGGAGCGCGCCGAGGCGGACUACCUGAAGCGCUGCCGCUACAACGCCACGGCCGCCCCCUACUGCCCCAUCUUCCGCCUGGGGCAGCUGGUGCGCGCAGCCAGCGAGGACUUCCACAGCCUCGCCGUGGAGGGUGGCGUUAUCGGGGUGCAGAUCGAGUGGAGCUGUAACCUGGACCGCCCCGCGAGUGAGUGUCACCCCGUCUACUCGUUCAACCGCCUGGACGCAGCGCGACCCCACCUCAAUGCCUCCUCUUCCUCGGGGUACAACUUCAGGUUCGCCAAAUACUACCGGCAGGCGGACGGCGGCGAGCAGCGUAAGCUCUUCAAGGUCUACGGCAUCCGCUUUGACGUGCUGGUGUUCGGCAAGGCAGGCAAGUUCAGCAUCGUUCCCACGGCCGUGAACGUGGGAUCAGGCCUGGCCCUGCUCGGAGCGGGGGCGUUUUUCUGUGACCUGGUGCUGUUGUACCUGAGCAAGCGGAGCCCCUUCUAUCGGGAAAAGAAAUACGAGGAAGCCAAGUUUCAGAGAGGAGAGAGCGUGCAGAUGGGGAUGAAGCGAGACUCUGUCACCAUCGCGACCAUCAUCUGACGGCGGGAGCGCGCGCUCACGCGCACACGGCUGCCCUUCGCCGCCGAGCGACGGUGCCAUCAUCCGCGACACGUGGGCCAGGCUAGGUGCACUUUGAGGCCGUCACGUGAAUGCAGAAGUGUGGAAGGCUAGCUGCAGGCAAGAAGGUCGUGGGACAGACACAGGUAUUGUUGUGAGUUAACCGACAUAAACGACUGGCAGGCGCACCACCCGUGCUCUGCACUGCGCCAACUUGCUGCAAUUUAGGCGCCCGGAAUUCCACUCGUUGUUGUGAGCGUCACUCCUCUGCCCUCUGUUGUGGGUGGAGGGCGACUGCGUUGCAGCUGUCCAGUAGCGUCCUUCACGAGCCUCCUCCACAGAGGCCGAUCUUGACAACACUGGUACCAGUUAUCUACAAAUCUAAUCAGCUCCACAUCCUCAUGUACCGCAUCAAUCCAUCUCUUCUCCAGCCCAUGCCACCUCGGUUGUUUAACCCCCUCUAUCUGGCCAAACAGAAGCUGCUUGGCCAUGUGGUGGCUGGGCAUGCAGGCUACGUGACCGCGCAAACGCAGCCUCGCCUGUCAGAGGAGCUCACUGAUGAUGGGGACUGUGACCGGAUCUUUCAAAGAUCUGUGAUGGAUCGUAGGCAGGCCAGCCUAAUUGUUUAAAACCAGCGCAAAUGUUCCUCUAAAGGGCUCCACGUUUCGCAAACAUAGCGAAGGGAGGACAUAACGUGCAUACACACGCGCACACAUACAUUUAUAAAGAUAUACACAUAUUAAUAUACAAAAUAUCAUACAGAAACAAAAACAUGUAUUGUACAUAUACACACAAAUGAUUCCCUGUGUAGCCUUAUAGACUGUGCAGACAAGUCGUGUUAGUGAGCACCUAUUAAGACCAGCGUGACAAGCAAGGAGGAUGGUGAGGCCAGCACCAUGCCAGGCCGCCUUUGUCUCUUCGGUGUUGUUGUUUACACACCUCACCAGUUAAUCACUCGAGGCCAAGCCAAUCUAGGAGGAGACCCAGGACCGGUUCAGAUAAUUGUCAUCGAUAUUGAUCAUGAGCAGGAAUCGAACUCGGGUCGCCGGGUUCGUAGCGCAGCAUGUUAACCACUGCACUACCGUUCCCAAAACAAAGAUCCCCGUAUAGCCUUAACAGACUAUUGGGGCAAGUGCUGUUAGCAAGUAGCAGCGCCUACGAAGCCCGGCACUGUGGCACACGAGGGGGGGCGACCAACACCACGCCCGGCCGCCUUUGUCAAGACCGAUUCAGAUGAUCGUCACCGGUGUUGGCCGUGAGCGGGACUCGAACUCGCGCGUUGCCGGGUUCAGAUUCAACUUGCGACCGCAGAUGUCUGCGGCGAGUAAUUGACAGGUUUACUGGGUUUGUGGCAAGAGUGCAAAGAGUGCUAUGACACUACACAUGGACGACCCCUUUUUAAAUUCACCCUCUCAUCUCACGCAGUAACUUAUAGCGAUAAUAUAUACACAUACGUGUGCAGCCUUUGAAAACAACUAAUCCGUACUCGCAAGCAGGAUAAAGAUGAAUCUGUUUUUGUAUGUUCACGAAUGCAUGUGUUUUAGAAUUACCAUGACCGUAUUCUCAGGAAUAUGAGACGCUCCCACAAAUGUAAGAUGCACCCCAAACUUGUCCACUGUCAAUAGAGUUCUAAAGAUCUGGAAGUACGUACGUUUAAACAUCACGAAUAGGAACACAGCUACCGGAUUAUGAGAGGCACCACCAAACUCUCGCUAUAAAAAUUCGGGCGAACAAAACGGUGUCUUAUUAUCCGGAGAACACUGCAAAACUUGAACUCGUAUCGCGUCUACGAGCCACUGCCUCUCAAGGCACGCUGUGCAAGAGACGGUGAACAGGGGCGGUCAGAGAUCAUCCCCAAACUGGGGGCGGCAGAGGAGAGAGCGAUUGGAACGUUGGGAGAACGCGACCCUCUCGAGGACAUUGGCAAGCAAGGUGAUAUGUGAGAUUAGAGGGAUAUUUCAGGGAUGGUGACGGGGGGGGGGGGUCCAGCGUUAGUUUAUUUCAGGACAGGAUAAAAAGCUACGCGCGUGUGACAUGUUUCAUACAGUUAGCUGUAAUCAGCAAAGUGCUGUGGAAGCGAUACGUAAAUCACACUCAGCGAUUUCGAUUUAAAGCUUUCGUGACUGCAGGGAUUCAUCUUCUUGGUUCUUUCGGUAUAGUCACGUAGAAGGGAAAUAAUAAACUAAUGAAAAUAAAACGUAAUAAAAAAUUCUCACGACGUUUCGGCCACAACACAAGCAGCCGUCCUCAGGUGAAGACAGAGCAGUCUGAAAGACAGCGCUCCAAUGAACACUGCUAAGCUUGGCAGCGUAUUUUUAUCUGGGUGGGAGGAGAAGAGCGCCUUGACAAAGGAGUUUACAUAUCAACAGAAGAAUUUAGCAUUGAAGAAACUGUGUUAAUGUGAGAGAAUUAGCAGGAUGUUAAAGUCAGAAAUGAACAUGUAACUGGGAGAUUAGCAUGAUGUUAAUGUGAGGAAUUAGCAUGUAACUGGUCACGGAAGUGGCUAUGUUAAAGUCAGAGUUUGCAUAUCAACAGAGGCAUUUAGUAUAUUGACGCUAAAGAACUGUUUGUGUUGUGGCCGAAACGUCGUGAGAAUUUUUUUGUUUUAUUUAUAUUUUUUUUUUUAUUUUUUUUAUUUUAUUAUUUCCCUUCGACGUGACUUUACCGAAAGAACCAAGAAGACAUUCCGCGGUGUCACGACGCGCACGGUCUAUCCACAUACGUCAACUCGACGUACUGCGAAACUUUAAGGGCCACUUUGUCGAUACACUUGGGGUCACACGAAGGCCGGAAACGUAUAAAGGGCAAGCAGGUAACUUUUAUCGUGAAAUAUCAACAUCAAUGAUCGUUGCGGUGGUGCUAAGAUUUACUCUGUUGUACACUGAAGUUACUUGUGCUUCUGUUUUGUGUUGUUCUCUCGCUUAAGCGGCGGGCUGCUGCACCUUGGAUAUGAGUAUGCGGGCCCACAGCAAACUCUGUCGACAAUUGACUUGUUCACGUUCUUCUCGCGUUGCACGUGUGCACACGAACACGCGUGAGUGGCCGAAUGAGGUCACGCAGCGUUGACAAGGUUGCCCUGUCGAGGUGUACAGAUGUUUAAUAAUAAUAUAAGUUAAUCAAGUGACUUUACCACGGUACAUAUAUACAGGGAGUCGAACCUAUUGCCAUUCCGCUUUGGUUCGGGUUAACCCAAAACCGAAAUGAAUAUUUAAGGUUUCAGUAGGUUCAAGAUAGGCUCAUAGGUCUGUACAGAUAUGUUUCAUGAACCCAUGCACUUGUAGUACUGCCAUCUCUUGCCCAACGUGCAUCACACAGUGGCAUCACGGAGAUUCAACAAAUCUCUGCUUUAUUCACCGACCCUUUCCUCAGGAGUACCACCACGCUCGCAGCAAUUAAAAUGCGGCAGUCUAUCGCAAGAAUAUUGUACCGUUUAGCAUCAUUUACUCUGAAAGAAUCCCCUCUCAUCGAUGUAUCUCCUUCUGAGUGAGCUCAAGCCUCCUGUGAAUCACGUGUCUUCUGUGUGGCCACCCUCACUCGGAAUCCCUCUCCUCACCGGCCCCUGUGGUAAGGGACGCCUCUCCGUGCAAGGACAUCGAGGCCCUUGCUGUCGCCUCUUCCCCCCUACCAUGUUGCUGGACAUCUGCGGAAAAAUACCGGAGAUUUGUUUAACAACAAAUAGAGCUCCACAGCCCAUCGGCUUUCUCCAGGAUAAAUACAGAUUCUGAUUCCUGACCCUUUGCUCCAGUUUUUUUCAUUUCUUCUUCAACCUUUUCCUCUUAUUUCCCAUUCUUUACCUUUCCCAUUCCCUUUGCCAUUCCCUUUUAACUUCUUACACGUUACACAGUCCUCCACUCUUCUUCUUUCCCGUGGUUGUGCCUCACUGGUCAUCACGCGAUCCGCCCCGUUCAGAUUGAUCAUCACCUCAUUCUCAAGCGAGAGGCGCUUGUGGUUUUAUACGCCGGCAAAACAACCACGUGGCAAUCGCCCUCUUGGGUGCCCCUUGACCACUUGGUGGACACUCCACAUUCCCUUGGCAGUGUGCACGCGUAUUUCCAUCGACGAGAAAAGGGCUAUGUUGUGAGUGGACGGGGGUGCGGUGAUAUCUAUUGUUGUGCAGUACUUCUAUGCUCCCUCGUCUUCGCUCCCUCACCUUCACCAGUGCCACCUGUGAUGGUGCAAUGGGUUACCACACCGGGACCGGACUUGCAAUCACCGAAGGUCGCUGGUUCAAUUCAAGUUUCAUUUCAUUUUAAAGUUUAAUUUAAUAGGUAUAGCCUUGCUGCGGAUUUCACACCUGGUGACGAUUGCUUGUGUUGCAGUCGAAACGUCGUGAGAAUUUUAUGGUUGUAUAUUUUUAUUAUUUUAUUAUUUCCCUUCUACGUGACUUUACCGAAAGAACCAAGAAUAUAUUAAAACAUCGUGAUGUUAAAACAUCUUAACAAUGUUAAAACAUCUUAACAAUGUUAAAACAUCUUAACAAUGUUUUGUUGCCGGAAAAAAGGGGAAAACCUAUUAUCAUAUUUAGGUACUGGCAAAGGAGGUCCCAUGAUGUAAUUAAAGUGUAAUUUUCCAUUUCUUGUAAAGUAUUGUAACGUGCCAACUUUAAAAUGACAUAUUUAUACGUAAUGCGCACUUUGGUUACACAAAAACUCGUACUUCAAGCUGUAUAAAAGUUGUGUCGCGAUGAUAAUCAUAAUAAUAAACGUAUUUGAUGAAAAGGUUGAUAUCGAUUGCCCCUCUGUGAACCAUCUUAAAUGCUUCGUAUUUUCGUUGGUGUUGGGAAA